Molecule: messenger RNA, 1100 nt
Organism: Perca flavescens (yellow perch)
Lineage: Eukaryota; Metazoa; Chordata; Actinopteri; Perciformes; Percidae
Exons: 5
Coding region: 278-1027 (249 amino acids)
Biological process (GO): response to bacterium
Source: RefSeq, a predicted model, not a curated record
GUCCACAAUCAUGAUCUCUGGCCCUUUUUGUUCGGGUUGCUUUCCCCUAACAGAACAAUAUGACCAAAUGGAAAUAUAAAUGGGCACUGACAAGGUUUUUAAAAGCACCUGAAAUAACAAUAUGUUAAAGAGUAUUACUGAGUGGACUAACAACAUGAUGGGUAAGCCUUCAAACUCGACACACUACUCAUUCCUAUCCCAAGAUGUGACAUUCACAAACAGCAUGGUUUGUUGUAAAUCACACAUUUCUUAAGGCUUUGUGUGUGGAUGUGUAUGGAUGUGUGUGUGUGUGUGUGUGUGUGUGUGUGUGUGGGUGGGGGUGGAGCUCAGUGUAAAGUACCAUUGCAGUGCCACGAUCAUUCGCACAAUGAGGAACUUCACCUUGAUGACAGUUUUACUUCUCUGCUGCCUCAGCUGGAUCUCUGUCUCAGUUUCUGAGUCUCAGACUGUGGAGGUUCAGCCUGGGGAAGACGUCACUCUGCUGUGCUCCAACUUUUCCAGUACUCCCUCUCAGAUAUAUUGGUUCAGAGUGGUCAAGAGAUCCCAGCCCCGCUGUGUCUCCUUCAUGUUCGAGGCUCCUGAGCCUGCUAGACUCUGUGAUGGAUUUCAAAAUGGAAAAUUUGAAAUGAGAUCCAACAUAUCUACUGUUUUUCUCAAAAUCAAUCAAGUGAAUUCAUCCGACUCUGGGCUGUAUUUCUGUGGAUAUAUCAUAACAAAAAAUCUGGUUAUUGUCGAUGCGACAUAUUUAGAGGUUCAAGAUGUGUUUGAUGGAAUAACAAAGCUGAUGAGUGGGAUCCUGGGCGCUCUGACUGCUUUCCUCGCUAUGAUCAUCAUUUGUCAGGCUGUUAAAAUCAAAAAGCUUCAGAAAGCUCACAUUGAGGAACGGAAUCUACAACAGACAGAGAGUCUGGGCUCAGAUGAUCUGAACUAUGCAGCAGUGACCUUUCGCGCCAAAACAGAAAGAAACCACCGGCUGGCACCAGAGACAGAAGUGGCGUCAACUGUUAUUUAUUCAGCCACCAGAUAGACUCAGGAAGCACCUGCUGUUAUUUUUUAAGCAUACUGUUACACUGUACUGUGUUUUAGUCUGUUUGAUUGGU